Messenger RNA from Carica papaya (papaya), 858 nucleotides. RefSeq names its product transcription factor bHLH52-like. Gene Ontology annotation, cellular component: nucleus. Lineage: Eukaryota; Viridiplantae; Streptophyta; Magnoliopsida; Brassicales; Caricaceae. The record is from RefSeq and is a predicted model, not a curated record. Gene Ontology annotation, molecular function: protein dimerization activity; RNA polymerase II cis-regulatory region sequence-specific DNA binding; DNA-binding transcription factor activity, RNA polymerase II-specific. Gene Ontology annotation, biological process: regulation of transcription by RNA polymerase II.
AUGACUGGCUUUCAGCAGGUUCCAUUUCAGGACUUUCAGCUUCCACCAGAUGAUCUUCUUGCUUCUGACUGCACUCAUUCAUCAUUUUCUCAUCUGGGUUCUUGUAAUUUCAUUGACCCAUUUCUACCAGAUGACCCUUUUCAUUACUCACACCAGUCCUCCUUCCCACCUGAAAUUUUGGAACUUGAGUGCUCCUUUCAAUACCCAAAGCGCCAGAGGACCAUCCACACAAAUUACUACCAGCCUCAUGUGGAGCAGCCAAGUGAUUUCUUUAACGGGUAUGUGCCAAAUCCCAGUUCAGUACCACUCCCAGAACUUUUCUCCCUGCAUGAACUUCCACCUCCCCCACCAUUGAUGGAUCUUCAGGUUCCUGCAGUACCUUCUUUUUUUGAUACUGGGAAAGUGGUUGGUGGUGAUGAUGAUGAUGACGAUCAGAACGUGAAGAAAGCAGGUAAUGGAGUGAGUUUGUCUGCCCAGAGCAUUGCUGCUCGUGAGAGAAGAAGGAAGAUAACUGAGAAGACACAGAAGCUUGCUAAGCUGAUUCCUGGUGGUCACAAGAUGAACACUGCUGAGAUGUUUCAAGCUGCUUCCAAGUAUGUAAAAUACUUGCAGGCCCAAGUUGGUGUGCUUCAACUCCUGUCUUCACUUCCUCAGGAGGAAUUAAAGCAUGGAAAAGAGCUUCAAGUUCUGCUUUCAUCUCCAACAAUUCAUGAGAAGUUAUACUGGAAAGAUAAGUGUUUGGUUCCAAGAAAACUUGUCGAGGCCUUAUCAGAUGAUCAUCACAUCCGAAAAAUGGAUACCAUCAACGACGAAAUCGAUAAGGUGCUGCAAAAUCCAACAUGUAGCAGCCAUGAAUGA